This is a messenger RNA of Microtus ochrogaster (prairie vole), 3645 nucleotides long. RefSeq names its product TBC1 domain family member 13 (gene Tbc1d13). Lineage: Eukaryota; Metazoa; Chordata; Mammalia; Rodentia; Cricetidae. Gene Ontology annotation, biological process: activation of GTPase activity; intracellular protein transport. The record is from RefSeq and is a predicted model, not a curated record. Gene Ontology annotation, molecular function: GTPase activator activity.
UGCGUAACUCCCCGGGUCCCCGGAGGGGGAGGGAGACCAGUGGCGGCAGCUGGGGCUGCAGAAGCAGCCCGGGGGUCCGGAAGUCAACAUCAUGUCGAGUCUCCACAAGAGCCGGAUUGCCGAUUUCCAGGAUGUCCUGAAGGAGCCUUCCAUUGUGCUGGAGAAGCUUCGAGAACUCAGCUUUAGUGGCAUUCCCUGUGAGGGCGGACUGCGGUGCCUCUGCUGGAAGAUCCUCCUGAACUACCUCCCUUUGGAGAGAGCCUCAUGGACUUCCAUCCUGGCCAAGCAGAGAGGGCUCUAUUCUCAGUUCCUGAGGGAAAUGAUCAUCCAGCCUGGCAUCGCCAAGGCCAACAUGGGUGUAUCCAGGGAGGACGUGACCUUUGAAGAUCAUCCCCUCAACCCGAACCCUGAUAGCAGGUGGAACACGUAUUUUAAGGACAACGAGGUGCUACUGCAGAUUGACAAAGAUGUCCGGAGGCUGUGCCCAGAUAUAUCCUUCUUCCAGAGAGCCACUGAAUACCCCUGCCUCCUCAUCCUGGACCCGCAGAAUGAGUUCGAGACCCUUCGGAAACGGGUGGAGCAGACAACACUGAAAUCUCAGACAGUGGCCCGGAACCGGAGUGGGGUCACAAAUAUGAGCUCCCCGCACAAGAACAACGCACCACCAGCCCUGAAUGAGUAUGAGGUUCUGCCCAAUGGCUGUGAAGCCCACUGGGAGGUGGUGGAGCGGAUCCUGUUCAUCUAUGCCAAGCUCAACCCUGGCAUCGCUUACGUGCAGGGCAUGAAUGAGAUCGUGGGUCCCCUGUACUACACUUUUGCCACUGACCCGAACAGCGAGUGGAAAGAGCACGCUGAAGCUGAUACCUUUUUCUGCUUCACCAACCUCAUGGCUGAGAUCCGGGAUAACUUCAUCAAGAGCCUGGAUGACUCCCAGUGCGGCAUCACCUACAAGAUGGAAAAGGUGUACUCCACCUUGAAGGAUAAGGAUGUAGAACUCUACCUGAAACUGCAAGAGCAGAAUAUCAAGCCCCAGUUCUUUGCCUUCCGUUGGCUGACACUCCUGCUGUCGCAGGAGUUCUUGCUGCCUGAUGUCAUCCGGAUCUGGGACUCACUCUUUGCCGAUGACAACCGCUUUGACUUCCUCCUCCUGGUCUGCUGUGCCAUGCUCAUACUGAUCCGGGAGCAGUUGCUGGAGGGGGAUUUCACCGUCAACAUGCGGCUUCUGCAGGAUUAUCCCAGCACAGACGUCUGCCAGAUCCUACAGAAAGCCAAGGAGCUCCAAGACUCGAAGUAACCUGGUGGCAAGAGGCCCAGGGUUGGAAGAGCAGCCACCUGCACAUCUGGUUUGUGGGACACAGAGGAGUCAGUGGGAAAGCAGUGAGGACAAGCCACAGACCUGGCCAGCUCCAGGCUUCCCAACCUGGCUCCCGUGGUCCAGGCUACUCCUGAGCACACCGUGCUGUGCUCCUUCCCAGUGCUUGGCCCCGCCGCCCUCCCUGCACUUGAGUCCUGAGGCCUCCACCCAGACUGCUGAGUAGCGGGAGCUCCUGAACUGGGUUCCUGGGACUGGGGCCAUUUGAGGCACAGGAGGCUGGCAAGGGUUCUGCCAUGCCUCCGCCCAGUAGCUCCUUUCCCUUCGUGCUCUCAUCUUCCCCUGGGCCCUGGUCAGGGGAGGUAAUUGGCUAAUGGGCCAGAAACCAUUUCUGAGCAUUGGUGCUCAAGCUACUUGGGGAAGGGACCCCAGAAGAGCUGAGAGACUGUCAGUUCUAGGUUCACCUUUUGUCUCCCCUGUCCGGUGCAUUUGCUCAUGGUCGGGGUGUCCCCCAGGUGUCUCUGCUCCAGUGUGUGUAUGUACACGUGUGUUCACACAUGCCCUGGAAGCAGAGUGGGCAUGUUGGAAUCCCUCUGAGGUUCUGCUUCCUCUCUUCGGUGUCUCUACCUCUGCUGUCUCCCUCUUCCUCUGCCAGAGGUGUGUGUGGCUCUUGCCGUUCCUUCCUUUCCAUGUCUCUCUACCCUUCGCCUGGAGCACCUUACCCCAAACCUCUUCCUCUCUCCUCUCUGCUUCCUGAAGCCAGCAGUCAGAAUGAGGAGUGUGACUUAGUAAGACCCCUGCAGGCCAACCUUGGCUUGGGCACCCUGUUCCUGUCCCCAACCCAAGGUUCAAGGUCCCCUCACCAGAGAGGGAAUCACAGUGGCUCUUCAGAGGGCCUGCUCUGCUUGAGGAAGCCAAGUGCUGCUGACAUGGUGGCCUGUGACACUCGGGGCCUCUUGCCCGUUGUUUGCCCAACUGUAGAGAAAGGAGGGAGGAGGAGUCUUGUAAGCGCCUCCCUGGAGACUCAUCAUCUCAGAGACCAAGGACGUCCCGCUGGGCUGUGCCUGGGAGCUGGAAUCUGAGCAUCUCAACAGAGCUGGCAUCCCUUGGCUUCCAUGUUCCUGCCCAGGGAGUAUAAGUCUCAUCAAGGGCAAAGGACCAAAGGAUACCUCUCUGUGGCCAGCAUUGGCUAAACUCGAAGGCCUGGAGCUUCUCAGUCCCAGGAGAGCUACAUCAGGAGCUGCAGAGGUGCUUGGGCUGUCUCCUGGCUUUGGGGACACAGUGCCUGAGCUGCACCCUGUUCAGCAAGUAGACUUUUCCUAACCUUGUCCCUCCCUCCUUUUCUGUGGAGGCCAGGUGGUUUGAGUCCUGAAGGCAGGUCGACAGCAGGGGAGGGGGGUCCUCACCCUCUCAGACUGGCCAGCAGAAACUAGGCUCCAGCAGCUGCCACCCGAAGCCUCCUGAGACCAGCUGCAGGGCUCCCUGCCUUCCCAAGCCGCUGCUCUAGUAAACUUCCUUGGGUGCUGCUGGGACUCUGUCUGCCUUUUUGCUACCAUCUCCCCCAACAUAGAAUAUUUGGGUGAUUUUUUUUUAACUAUUUAUUUAGACAUGGGCUAUUUAUUGCAGAUUGGCAAGUGAGUUGGGCUGUGCGCGGGUUUUUAGUGACUGGGGUGAUAGAAUUGGAGGCAUGGAUUGUCUUAAUUUCCCAAGGUUAACCCUGGCACCCUCUCCCGUUCCUGGCUGGGAAGGCUGCCAGCUCUACUAGAACUGAGUACAGGGAGGCCCAAGCUGGUGCAUUUGCUGUACUCAGAGAUCCAGGACAUACACUCCCACCAUCCUGGCCUCCCCUUAAUGUAGGGCUUGUCAGCGGGUAGUUCAGCCCCAGCAUUGACCUCUUCAUUGUCUGGAAGCCAGCAGACACUGCCUGGGACACCUACUGCAUUCAUUCCCUCUUGCCAAUCCUCCCUCCCUUGCUCUCUCCCUCCCUCUCUUCCUGGGACCAUGCUACUGGAAUCACUGCAUCAGAUUUGUUUCUGUGGGAGACCUGCAUCCUGUGCCCACUCCUUGACCCUGGAGAUGAAGGCCAGGGGCAUGGAGGCUGUCUGGAUAGAGUGGCUCCCCAGUCGGGUGCUGCCUGAGGAAAAGACUUACCUGUGGUGAUUCUUAAGGGAGAACCAGAGUCUGAAUUCAGCAGCUUCCACGUGGGGUGGCCCCAGGAGCUUGGCAGCUCACCCCUGGGGGACCGGACAGCAGUGGCUUUUGUGUUUUCAUCCGUUCUCUGAGUCAGUGCUGUUGAUGAGUUGUCUUUAAUAAACCGUGUGCUCUUUACCAUG